Molecule: messenger RNA, 1858 nt
Organism: Mya arenaria
Lineage: Eukaryota; Metazoa; Mollusca; Bivalvia; Myida; Myidae
Product: phospholipid phosphatase 1-like
Exons: 6
Coding region: 369-1418 (349 amino acids)
Biological process (GO): phospholipid dephosphorylation; phospholipid metabolic process; signal transduction
Molecular function (GO): phosphatidate phosphatase activity
Source: RefSeq, a predicted model, not a curated record
UUACAGGGACAUAAUACAACUAAACAAAGUUAUUCAAUAUUUCAGCGGCAUAUUUGAUGUUGAACAGACAUAGUUUUAAUGGCUCACGGAAAUUUCAAACUAAGAUUUAAAAUAUUCAGUUUACAUGUGAAUUCCUCCAACCCGCUAUUGCCAAUCUAAACAGUUGAUUUAAAUUCAAAUAAAAUAAAUAAGUGGAACCUUUGUCUCAUCGAAAGAAAAACAGCAUCGUCUAUCUUGUGUUAAAAUUGCUGAGGGCGGCACCAGAUAAUGUGCUCGUUGUAUUAUUGGUGGAAAGCAAUCGUGGUGUGUGUAUUUAACGGCACAAAGGGGAACUUAGACCGCACAUCUUGUUCUGGUGUUAUUAUAAAAUGGAUAACUGUUUUGCAAACGGACGACAAUUAUGUCGGUGGCGGAUUACCCUUGCAGUAAUAAUUGAUGUUAUCCUGUACAUGAUAGUGGGAAUACCGGUAUUGUUUCUCUUCCUCCGAGGGACGCCGGUCGAGCGCGGCUUUCUAUGUGACGACCCGACCCUCUCUCUCCCCUACCGGCCCGAAACCGUCUCCACUUCCGUUCUCAUCAUCGCCGGCUUAAGCGUAUCGAUUGGCGUGGUGUUGCUGGUGGAGCUGCUAAACGCGGCUGAACGGAAGUGUCACCGUCCUUUCCAGGCUGCUGAUGAACUAGGCUUCUGUGUGCGUGGCUAUGGCGUCUUUCUCGUGGGCUUCCAGCUGCAACAGCUUAUUGUGGAAUUUGUAAAAAACCAGCUGGGUUCACUCCGGCCUAACUUCUUAGACGUUUGCCAGCCCCAGUUUAAUCGGUCACUUUGUCCGGGGUACAUCAACGAGUACACGUGUACCGAAAAUGAGUACGGAGCAGACGAGCUUAGGGACAGUCGACAGUCUUUCCCUUCUGGCCACGCAUCCUUUUCUAUGUAUAUUGCAGUGUAUUUUAGUUUUUACAUCCAACGGCGGCUACAUGUGUCGUUCUCUCGGAUUGUGAAACUGCUUCUUCAAUUCGGACUGAUCUUCCUCUCGUUGAUCUGUGGCCUCGGUCGUAUCCAUGAAAACAAGCACCACCCUGCUGACGUCAUCGUUGGAUAUGCUGUCGGUCUAUCAACAGCAAUUCUAGUGUUUGAACUUGUGGGUGACAAGCUUCUGACACCAUUUAAACAUUCUGGCCUUCUUCCUCUCCAUUCAACGAAUGAUUUACAAAACUGCUGCUCAUGCGGAGUGACCACUACUACAAUCGAUGAACCUGAGACACCUGCGCCGUUGAUACCGAAUGAAUACUUAAGUUGCAUAUCAAAUGGUAAUGGAAACGUCAAUAUACACACGUGCAUUCGGAAAUUGAAUGACAAACCAAAUGUAAAGGGCCAUAUGUCAACACCUAUCGCACAAAGUCAGCAGGCGGUAGACGAUUGACCUGUGACAUAGAAAAAUAGCAAGAAAAAAUGAUUUUCGGGAUUUGCUUGCGGUGAAGAAGUAGACGAACGUUGUAUGACGUUUAAAAAAUAUCCGAUCUCAUUUGUCGAAUAGAACGACUACGGUCGCAAAAACUAAACGAAAUGUGGAUAGUUAUCAAGAUAAGGUGUUGUGACAUAUCCACAAGUAUGGAGUCAUUUGUGAAUGUUGUUAUAGUAAUUGCUCUUUCAAUGUUUAGAACGCAUGAAUAUUCUGUGUACACUGUAAACAAAUGUAUUGCAUUCUGCUAUGAGCCUACCUGCGAUAUAUUCUGUAUGUUUGGUAAAAUACAAAAUGCAACAUAUAAUGCUUGCGUUUAAGUAUAAUAAAAACAAACAAAUAUAGUUUCUUUUUGGUUCGAAAGCUGAGUACGUGAUCUGUUUGUGGUCUUUGAAUUUGUU